Pleurotus ostreatus (oyster mushroom) is the source of this 2346-nucleotide messenger RNA. RefSeq lists its product as uncharacterized. The record is from RefSeq and is a predicted model, not a curated record. Lineage: Eukaryota; Fungi; Basidiomycota; Agaricomycetes; Agaricales; Pleurotaceae. Bases 1 to 2346 code for a protein of 781 amino acids. The transcript is spliced from 6 exons.
AUGGCCAACUCCUCCUCGUCGACCAAGGAGACUAAAGAGAAGAAGAAGCGCGGAAACCGGGGCGAUUUUCAUGGACAACGACUCAAGUUUCUGGAAGCCAACCUACCCAACUAUCAAAGGGUGUCGAAGGAGGGGAAGGUUCGGCCAUGGUUCAACGAUGUCCUGUUCCCUGAGUAUUGGGCCAAAUUCCACUGGAGUUUACCACUGGAAAAGGAGCCGUCACCAAGCGAUGUGUACCCGGGAAAUGAUUCGCUCACCAAGGCUGAGGAGGAGACAAAGGAAACAACCAUGAAGGCAAUGGGAGCGAAGAUUCGAAGUUGGUUUAACUAUCGGCGCAACCUCCUUGGACUCAAUACAAGCAAGGACCCAUGGGGGCCUUGGUUGGCUCAGCUACAUAAACCACUCGAUGGCCCCCCUCGACUGGCGCACGAUUACCAAUUCUAUAUGCGGCAUCCCGAAUUCAAAGCGAAGGUAACCGACACCUUCAACGCCGAAUGCGCAAGGGAGGUUCGCCCCCAGGGGGACCUAAUAGCUUUUCGUUGCGAGGUAUCCAAGGGUCUUUUGGCUGCAGAGCCCCCCGCUGUGAAGCAGCGACUGCUAGAUGAAGCGAAGGAGGCGCACAGGGUUGCGAUGGAGAGGUACGAGCAAGGGGUCCAUGUGGCGGAUUGUGAAGACCCCGAGCAACGUGCAGAGGCGAUUGCUUCGCUUUCAACAGUCGUGCAACCUCUCCUUGAUGGCCUUCGUGCACACACUGGAAUGUACUUCCAGUUGAUGGCAGCAACCCCUUCAACGGAUAACUCUUCUGCACAGUGCGUUUUUCUCGGUGCUGGCAAGUCCGAAAAUGGGCUCGACUUUUCAGGCCUUGACCCAGUCGGUUUUCAAGCCUUUACGAAGCUUUUUCUGCGCUGGACGAUGGUAGCAUCUGGUGCAUUGCCUAUCUCCUCCCUCUCAGGCGGCGUCCACUUUCCUUCAGCCCCAACACCCAUGAACCCUAUCGUACCAGCGGUGACGCAGAGCCUCCAUGAUGAUCGCAACCCAGUCGCUCAAGUAUCCACAAGGGUUGGGGCCACCCAUGGCUCGCCUGGCGUAACGAAUCAACCGUCGAACCCAGCAGGCAGAGCAACAGGCUCUACUGUCAGCACGGUGGAAGAGCGGGCUGCACGAGCUACGGAACGGCUUGAGAGAGCGAAGGAAGCCACUCGGCUGCUUUUAUUGGACGCUGGUUUGGAGGUUUCGCCCCCCCUACUCCUCCAGAUAGCUCAGAUGACGCCGUCAGACAAGGCAGCGAGAAUAGCGUCGCUUCGUCGGAUGAGCAGCUUCGAAGUCGAGCGGGAGGAGAACAUUGCCCGCAAUGCCGAGCUUCUUGCUGCCUUGGGGGUCGACAGUGGGGCCGUGGCUGCAUUGUUUGCAGAUCCCAAACGAGGAACACUGCCAACCGCAGACGAGAACGAGGGGGACAACGACGAUUAUCGGCCAGAGAAGGGUGCCGGCCCUUCUAAGCCUGUCUCAAAGCAAGGGGAGAUGCGACGAUCGAGUCGACUUUUGACACAGACGAACGGUUCGGAUGGCUUGCAAGAGAGAGAUGAAGGUUUACCCCAGGGUGAGGAGGGUAUGGUAGGGGAGGAAGAAGCCACCACGGACGCUGGGACCCAAAACCCUACCUCCAAGCAAACAGGCUCCGUACACCGGUCCAGUCGACAUUCUACCAAAACAAACACCGCGGAAGACCCCCAAGUAGGUGCAAACAUAUGCGAACGGCCGCCUCAAAGCGAAGUCGCUGUAACGAGGAAGAAGCGCACCGCCGACUCGGCUGUCGAGGCCCCGAAGUGGUACACCGAAGGUGCAGCGAAGUUCUCUGAGGUCGACCGAUCCGUCUAUGGUGAUCAGUGGUUCGUGUUGGUGAACCUUUGGAAGGGCCAAGAGGAAAGAUAUGGGUACCUUUCCAAUGGCCCUGAGAUGUCCAAGCUUCACCGGCCACCUCAAGUAGGGACAUGGGUCAAGUCUGCACGGUUCUUCCAUCGUAUUCCGAACAUCCCAGACCCAAUAGAAUUCGCUGAACAAUGGUGGGCCUGGUGGCGCGCGGCCAACCCCUCCUGGCAGGUUUCGGACGACUCAGACGCCCUCCUGAAGGAAGGUGGUGGCACGCUGGAUGGUGUUGCUCCACCCGGGCCCAACGGCAUAGUGGGCGCAAUCACAGCCCUCUGGUGGUGGCGAGCGGUAACCCCCGAUUCGAGCAUUGCCAUCAACGACUGGCAGGAGGCCGUUGAUGACGUAUCCUGGGUUUUGGGGCGGUUGGCCGAGGACGACGAGGGUGAACCAACAGAAGAGCAACCUACUAAACGGUAA